UAGUUUCUGAUCGGCUUUCAAGGCGAUCGUAAGUCGGUUUUUCUACCUGAUCUCUCUGAGAUGUCUCAACCCAGGCCGAUUUUGUACUACGACGAUCGCAGUCCGCCUGUACGCAGUUGCCUUAUGCUAAUCAAACUUCUGGAUAUCGACGUAGAGCUAAGGUUUGUCGAUCUUUUCAAGGGCGAGCAAUUCCAGAACGAUUUCUUGGAGUUGAACCCCCUUCACAGUGUUCCCACUUUGGUGCACGGCGACCUGGUGCUGACCGACAGCCAUGCCAUACUCAUUCACCUGGCGGAAAAGUACGACAAAGGCGGAAGCCUGUGGCCCCAGGAGCAUGAAGAACGUAUGAAGGUCCUGAACCUCCUGCUCUUUGAGUGCUCCUUUCUGUUCCGCCGUGACAGUGAUUUCAUGUCGGCGAUCGUCCGCCAGGGAUUCGCCCAGGUGGACGUGGCUCACCAUGAACGCAAACUGACCGAGGCGUAUAUCAUCAUGGAGCGCUACCUGGAAAACAGCGAUUUCAUGGCCGGGCGACAGCUGACGCUCGCCGACUUAUCCAUCGUGACCACAUUGAGCACCGUCAAUCUCAUGUUUCCCCUGUCGCAGUUCCCACGUCUGCGGCGCUGGUUCACCGCGAUGCAGCAGCUGGCUGCCUACGAGGCCAACUGCAGCGGACUGGAGAAGCUGCGUCGAACGAUGGAGACCGUCGGGGGCUUCCAGUUCCCGUCCCCAUCCUCCACCGCCCGCGAGGAAGGGGAGUAGCUCCGGAUGGUUAUUAAAAUCCGUGUUUAAUUUGACUUCGGGUCGGGGUAACUUGCUGUUUGCACUGCAGGCGAAGGGCUCACAGUGGGAUCUCCACAACAAGCAACUACGUAGCUCGAUCUUUAAAAUCCAAUAUUUCCAUAAAAUUCCGUAAUUUCAGUUGAUGCACAACAAGCAGAUGAGCUUCUGUUAUAAAUAUAAACAUUAAGUGAAAUGAAAUACAAAUACUGUUUGCAACAUUUUAAAUCAAGAUAAUGUGCAUAUAUGUAAAAUAAUAAAUCCAUUAAUAUACCCACAGAGAAGAGAGCAAGUUAAUUAAAAUUGCGAAUCAAAAUAUUUCAAACUUCAAACA
Messenger RNA from Drosophila suzukii, 1111 nucleotides. It is a transcript of the gene GstE14, whose product is annotated as Glutathione S transferase E14. NCBI's taxonomy places the organism in Eukaryota, Metazoa, Arthropoda, Insecta, Diptera, Drosophilidae. Gene Ontology annotation, molecular function: glutathione transferase activity. Gene Ontology annotation, biological process: glutathione metabolic process. The record is from RefSeq and is a predicted model, not a curated record.